Molecule: messenger RNA, 3249 nt
Organism: Linderina pennispora
Lineage: Eukaryota; Fungi; Kickxellomycota; Kickxellomycetes; Kickxellales; Kickxellaceae
Exons: 2
Coding region: 38-3070 (1010 amino acids)
Source: RefSeq, a predicted model, not a curated record
CUUGUCCGCACGCGCUGCAAUUUCCUUAUUCUUACAAAUGAAUCCGUCAAGCGACGCAGACGCGAUCGACCAGGGGUCGACGCCAAAGCGCCUCAAAACCAAUGACCACAAAGCAGUACCGGCCAGUAUUCUCAUGGCCAGUCCAUCUGAAGCGCACGCUGAGCAGAAGCCGCCAACACUAUCGCCCAAAGACCGGCGCAAGGGCCGAAAAUCGCUCGGCCGCCGCGUGAGCUUCGCGCCAACUGCCCAUGUCCGCAUGUUUGAGAUCCAGGAAGAAAAGCAGGCCCAGACACCGCCUGCCAACAUGUUUGAUAUCCCGGACCUGUCGUCGCAGGCCGGCACCGGCGGGUUCGACCUCGGCGGCCUGUCGGCGAUUGAAGAGACAUCUAUGGUUAGCAAUGAGAGCUUCGAUAUUUCCGUGCACCAAUCGGAUCUGACGGACUCGAGCCUCGGCGAUUCGUCGUUUCUGGCCAAUCUGCAGGCGCCUGUGGACAAUGCGGCCCAGUACCAGGAAGUUCUGAGCGACGAUGACGAGGAUUUGGAGGACGAUGAUGAGGAGGCACAGACUAUGGAGCUUACAGGCACCUUCGAUAUGGGCGCAAUCCAGAAUGGCGCGGACAGCCCUGAGGAGGAUGUCGAGGAAGAAGAUGGCGUGCAGUCUACGCACUCGCUGGCGUCUGGCCUCGCCACCACCGACGUGUCGAGCUUUCUCAACAUGCUUUUGCAGGGUAAUGGAACUUCUGCCACCCCUGCUGGGGCUCUGGCCGCACAAGAGCCGAGCCUGCUCGACAAUAUCAUUUCGCAGUUCGACACUACCCAGCAGAUCAGCGUGCUUGCCGGCCAGGGCAACAUUACUGACAGCGAGACUACCCGUGUGGGCAUCGACGAGGGCUCGGCCGACGAGGACACUAUCAGGGUACAGCCUGCCGGAGAUAGCAGUGACGAGGACAUUGAUGAUGAGGGCGACGAGGGAGCGGUGACUAUGGAGCUAACAGGGAUUGUGGGUGAUCUGGAGCCCGGGCAGAAUAGCAGUAUGAUUGUAACUGAGGAGGACUCGGACGCCGAGAUGGAGAUCGAGGGUGAAACCCCCGUGGUGGACGGUGACGCCGAUACCGAGCCAGAGGAUGAAGGUGCAGAGCUUGUGGCAGACGACAAUGCUGAUUCUGGGCCAGAAGAGGCAGAGGAUUCUGUUGAUGAGGAAACGGCGGAAUCUGAUGAAGAAGAAGUGGCAGAACCUAUCGCGGAGGCAACUAAUGCUGCUGAGUCCGUAAGUCUCCAGGCUACCGACGCUGCGGAAUCCAUAGCCAGAGAGACAGCCCCUGAGCCAGCAGAGGACGCAGCUGGCCCACCCUCACCUAGCCUGAGUGCUUCUCUUCAAGCAUCUUCUCCGACAUUACCACCAACUCGGACAAGUCCUAGAACUCCUAGAACUCCAAAAGCGCCUAAGGUCGCGGCAACGCCAAAGAUGCCCAUGACCGCAGCGACACCAAGCACCAGGGCUACUCCCAAAGCAGCGACGCCAGCACCGGCUAGUAUCUCCAGGUCCUCCAGAAAUGGCCCAUCUGCCAUCCCAAAGACCGCAGCCACACUGCCCCGACCUGUUGCUACGCCAAAAUUUGGACCGCUACCAAAAGGCCCUGCAACUGCCCCUCGGGCAACAGCAGUCGAGCCUCUGUUCCCGCCAAAGUCUGCUGCUCCGCCGACCAACGCUUCGGCAGCUGAAGCGGCCAUGUCUCCGGUACUGGGCAUGCAGACACCCAGGACCAUGGCCACGCCUGGGGCAAAUGGAGGCGUGUCUGUUGCAGGAGUCGCGUCGCACAGCCUGUUUGACGCGUCGCCAUCGGUCGAGGCAUCAAACCGGCGCGACUCGCGGUCACGCAAGAGCCCGAACGAGAAACCCCCCGCACUGCUGUUCGAUAUACACCAGCAGCAGCCUGAGCCUAUGGGCGGUGACGAGACGAUCCCUGCACCCAAGGAGCCGACACCAGAGCCCGUGCGCGACCCGAUGUUUUCGCUGGACCCACUACCCCCGGUCCCCACCCUGGACGGCACUCCAGAGCUAAUAACCAGCAAGGUCUCGCCGGCGCUGGGCGACAUUGCCAAGGCUGGCCUGGUGUUUGGUAUCUUCAACGCAUACCAGCGGCAAAACCUGGUUCCCACAGCCCCCGCUCCAGAUCUCGACAUGGAGUAUCCGCAAAAAUACGAGCCACUGUACCGCAAGGCGAAGUUGAAGGCACGGCUCGACUACUGCCUGUCGCUAAACAACCUGUUUGAGAUCGACCGAGAGGUCAGCGAGGUGAUCAAGCAGCCGUCAGCCGAUGUGACUCCAUUUGCCGAGUUCUUCCAGGAGCAGAACGCGCUUCUGGAAGAGCAUCGAUCGAAUUUGCUGCUAAAACUCUCGCGUCUGAAGCAGAAGCUGUCGCAACCAGCGCCCAGCGAGUCCACUGGCAGGCGUGCGGCCGACAUCAAGGCUCUGCGGUCGCAGGUCAGUGAGCUGCGCGCAACGCGCACAGCCAAGGUGGCAGCUGUCGACGAGCUCAAUACUGAGAUCCAGGCACUGCAGCGCACCAGUCUAGCGCUGGACCGCAAGGCGUCGGAGAAGAAGAACUCGCAGAGCGUCCUGCUUGCCAUCAACGGCCUGCAUCUGUCAGAUGUAUCAGAGGACAGGUGCGAGUUUGUCUACGACAAGUUUGCGAAGCUCAAUGUCGACGCGACCGCCGAGUUCUCCUCGCUGCAUCCAGACAUCGACUGGAAUGCUGUGGUCAAGGAUGCUGUUGGCGGAAAGGAAAUGGCGUCCCGCCACUAUGUGAUCAAGGCCAUGAAGGCCAACGCCGUGAUCAAGCGGCUGCUCGCCGAUGUCAAGGCCAUUCGGCGCCAGACGUUGGUGGAGCUGCAGUACAGCGAGGGUAUCCAGGUCCGCGUGCUGUUCUUCUCGCGUGCGCAUCGGCGACGCUUCUACCUGCAGAUCCCGCUGCCAAAGCUCGAUGACUAUGUGCAUUUGUACGAGGAGUCGAGGUUCGGACUGGCCAGUCGAUGUCACGUAUGGCGAUGUGGAUGCUGCCCGGUUUAGGCAGUGUCUGAAGGCGUGCAAGAUCAAUCCACAGAUGCCGCUGCUGUCGAUGUAUGAGCACAUUGAACGGUCAAUGGACGGCUUUUGAAUCUACGAGUAUUUUAAAAAUGUGUGCCCAUUUUAAUGCGCUGGCAAUCAAUGUGAAUAUUCCUGUAACGUAAAAAUCGCGACUGAUUGCG